Glossina fuscipes is the source of this 2037-nucleotide messenger RNA. RefSeq names its product DNA repair protein XRCC3. Gene Ontology annotation, molecular function: four-way junction DNA binding; ATP binding; ATP-dependent DNA damage sensor activity. Bases 5 to 874 code for a protein of 289 amino acids. Gene Ontology annotation, biological process: resolution of mitotic recombination intermediates; telomere maintenance via recombination; double-strand break repair via synthesis-dependent strand annealing. Lineage: Eukaryota; Metazoa; Arthropoda; Insecta; Diptera; Glossinidae. The record is from RefSeq and is a predicted model, not a curated record. Gene Ontology annotation, cellular component: Rad51C-XRCC3 complex; replication fork. The transcript is spliced from 5 exons.
UGUAAUGGAGGAUUUUUUAGAAAGUUUAUCGCCAUACCUUAAACAAUUAGCAGAAAAAGCUUGUAUUAACGAUGCCCAUCAAGCUAUAUUGACUCCUCAGGCUCAUAUGUUGUUAAAAGAUAUCACUGAAGAAGACAUGCAUGCUUUGAAAGCAGCUGCUGCCAAAUUAUUAGCUAAACCAACUAUAACAGCCUCUGAACUAUCAAAUUUACCCUACUCUAAGCGAUAUUCACGAGUUAGUUUUGCCUGCACAGCUUUAAAUAAAUGUACACGAGGGGGUAUUCUAACGCGUGGUAUAACAGAAUUCUGUGGUUCUGCAUCAGCUGGGAAAACUCAACUUUUGUUACACCUUUGUUUGACAGUACAAUUAAAUGACGAAUUGGGGGGUUUAAGUGGUGGCGUAGCGUUCAUAUGCACCGAAAAUCGUUUUCCCUCGAAGCGCUUAUUUGAAAUGUCCAAAUAUUUCAUAAGAAAAUUUCCCGCUUAUGAAAUCAAUUACAUGGCCAAUGUUCAUGUUGAACAACUUCAUGAAACUGACGCACUUUUAAAAUGUGUUGGCGAACGUCUACCGGCAUUAAUGUCUUCAACAUGUAUUAAAUUAAUUAUAAUUGACUCGGUGGCAGCUGUUUUUCGCACGUAUACGGAUUAUGCGGAGAGAUCAAGAGAUAUGCGUAGAUUAGCUAACCAUUUAUUGAAUUUGGCUUAUAAAUACAACAGUGCGGUGAUUUGUGUUAAUCAGCGUAAGGAAAUCACAAUUUUCACACGUUUUUACUACCAAUUUAUAAUUCUGACCCAUUAUCGUACCUUCUCGCGAAGCAUUUUUUUCCAUCCAACAAAAAAAAAGUUUGAGAAACCUACGUAUAUUUUCGAUUAAUGGCAAAUAAGUUAACUAUAACAGCCAGCUGUUUAUUCUCACGGAUCAGUUAAGUUAUCUCCAUCACUAUUGGAAUUCCUCAAGAUGUAACAUUUGGCAGAGAGAAAGUAACCGGCAUAAGAUCGUAAGUUGUUUAAGAGGUAUCCACAUUUGGUGUGUUUUCGUUCUCGAAAAACUAAAUGGAAAUUUUGAUAUUUUCCAUAUUUAUUUCUAGACGAAAUUCACAUUUAUAGUUUGGAAAACGGUGUGUGUAUUGGAAGUAUGUGCAAAAUUUGCUAAAAUUAUUUUCAAGAUUACUGAAACACAGUUUUAUCAAAAUCUUUUAUGAGCAUUAUAAAGAUUCAUAAAGUGCUGCACUCCUGUAGUCUUCCCAAGUUCCAAAGUUAUAGCAAACCACAAGCUUAUGAAUGGUACAGUGGUAUAGUGUUUUUAAAGACACUGCUAGAAAUGGCCGACAAUUUAUUCCGCAUUUACCCUUCCAUGUCGUUUAGAGGACAUCAAAAGGAUUAAUGCAACAGCGUUCACAACUCGUCACCUAACGGCAAAGAUAAGCCGUUUUCACCGAAAAUGGCCGUUUAUUUGCAGUAGUUAUCAGCAUUAAUUGCAUUUAACAUAUGAUUCCAAAGAAUACUUUUCCUCUUCGAAAUUGCAAAACUUUUCGUUUACUUGAAAUGCAUUACUUGGUUGGUCGGAACAAAUUGCUUAUCGAAUUUUUAUAUGGUUUUCAAAAGGAUUUAUGCUGUUUUUAGAUAAAUAUUAAUAAGUGCAUAAAAUGGAUUGGCUUUACAUUUUCGUCACGGAUUGUAGGCAAAUCUCGCCCAUUUAGAAACUUUAAUUUAUUGAAUGUUUUUUAAUAACAAUAAUAAUAGUAAUAAAAAACAAGUAAGAAAGUUAAAUUCGGCAGGGCCGAAUAAAAAAGUACCCCGAUCUUACAGUGAUAAGUAUAAUAACUCAGUGUACUUUCUUUGCAGUCAAAAACUCGACCACAUUAAAAGAGUAAACAAUCUAUGCGUCAAAUAACACUUCUUAAGACUUUUUCCAUGGUUUUCUAGGUGUUGGAAUUGAUCAACGGUUUGUAUAUUCGCGAAAUAAAUCGAGCUAUUUAUGAAAGGUGAUGCCAAUUAAAAAUAAUUCGUCAACUAGGUAGACUUGAAACCUUAGCU